Molecule: messenger RNA, 560 nt
Organism: Cynara cardunculus var. scolymus (artichoke)
Lineage: Eukaryota; Viridiplantae; Streptophyta; Magnoliopsida; Asterales; Asteraceae
Product: small nuclear ribonucleoprotein SmD1a
Exons: 4
Coding region: 59-403 (114 amino acids)
Biological process (GO): spliceosomal snRNP assembly; RNA processing
Cellular component (GO): U5 snRNP; U1 snRNP; U2 snRNP
Molecular function (GO): RNA binding
Source: RefSeq, a predicted model, not a curated record
CCCCCUGAAAAUUGGAUACUUUUUGGAACCCUAGCUUCUCCUUCUGCGAUUCGCGAUAAUGAAGCUCGUCAGGUUUUUGAUGAAGUUGAACAACGAAACAGUCUCGAUCGAGCUCAAGAAUGGGACGGUUGUACAUGGAACCAUCACAGGUGUUGAUAUUAGCAUGAACACACACUUGAAGACGGUGAAGUUGACACUGAAGGGGAAAAACCCCGUAACCCUAGAUCAUUUGAGCGUGAGAGGCAACAACAUUCGUUACUAUAUACUUCCCGACAGCUUGAAUCUGGAGACCUUGCUAGUUGAAGAAACACCUCGAGUCAAGCCCAAGAAGCCAACUGCAGGGAGGCCUGUGGGACGUGGACGGGGAAGAGGGCGAGGUCGUGGACGUGGGCGUGGUCGUUAAUCGAAGUUAUUGUCAUUUUGUUAUAUGUUAGUAUGUGGAAAUAGUGACAGUUUCUUGGUGAACCAAUUUGGCUAAUCUCUAGUGCUUAGUUCAAAUGAGUUUGGAUUUUUAUUGCAUGAAAUACUCUUUACAUUAAAAUGGUAUCUAUAUUUUCUUG